AGGUUCGAGUCCUACGCUGCCUGCUUGCAGUGGCCUGGUUCUGAGCUAAGGCUUCCCUGCUCUGAGCCCUCUCCACUGGUGUCCCCGUGCUGCCAUCUGCUGGCCCUGUGACCUCUGACUCAGCUGCUUGGUUCCUUCCAGAGCCUCCCUUCACAGUGUCACCGUGUCAUUGUCACUGUCACCACCGCAGCGGCCCAUAGAGCAUGAACAAUCUGGCCUGUGCGUCCCGGUGGACUCAGAGCUGUGUCUCCUCGCAGGUGAGCCCAGGCCGCAAUGGGGAGCUCCCGGGACCUCUGCCCACACCUGGACUCCAUAGGGGAGGUGACCAAGGAGGACCUGCUGCUCAAGUCGAAGGGCACCUGCCAGUCAUGCGGCGCCGCGGGACCCAACCUGUGGGCCUGUCUGCAGGUGUCCUGUCCCUACGUCGGCUGCGGAGAGUCCUCUGCGGACCACAGCACCCUCCAUGCACAGGCCAAGAAGCACAGCCUGACCGUGAACCUGACCACCUUCCGGGUAUGGUGCUAUGCGUGCGAGCGAGAGGUCUUCCUGGACCAGCGGCUGGCAGCCCCGCCCGAGCAGGGCUCCGUGCCGCCCUGCCACCCCCUGAAGGCAGUGCCCAUUGCUGUGGCUGACGAAGGGGAGUCGGAGUCUGAGGAGGAUGACCUGAAACCUCGAGGCCUCACAGGCAUGAAGAACCUCGGCAACUCCUGCUACAUGAACGCUGCCCUGCAGGCUCUGUCCAACUGCCCCCCGCUGACGCAGUUCUUCCUGGAGUGUGGUGGCCUGGUGCGCACAGACAAGAAGCCAGCGCUGUGCAAGAGCUACCAGAAGCUGGUCUCCGAGGUCUGGCACAAGAGGCGGCCAAGCUAUGUGAUCCCCACCAGCCUGUCUCACGGGAUCAAGUUGGUGAACCCGAUGUUCCGCGGCUACGCCCAGCAGGACACCCAGGAGUUCCUGCGCUGCCUCAUGGACCAGUUGCACGAGGAGCUCAAGGAGCCCGUGGUGGCAUCCAUGGCCGCGCUGACAGAGGCCCGGGACUCGGACUCCAGUGACACGGAUGAGAAGCGGGAGGGCGACCGCAGCCCCUCAGAGGACGAGUUCCUGUCCUGUGACUCCAGCAGCGACCGGGGUGAGGGCGACGGGCAGGGCCGCGGCGGAGGUGGCUCGCAGGCUGAGGUAGAGCUGCUUGCGGCGGAGGAGGCCGGCCCCGCCAUCUCAGAGAAGGAGCGCCUGAAGGACCGCAGGGGCGCCUGGGGCCAGCAGCGUAGCAGCUCGGAGCAGGUGGACGAGGACGCCGAUGUGGACACGGCCCUGGCUGAGCAGCCGUCCGAGGGCCAGCCGCCAUCGCCACGGCCCCGCAGCCCUUGCCGGACUCCAGAGCCUGACAACGAUGCCCACAUCCGCAGCCCCUCUCGUCCCUGCAGCCCGGUUCACCUCCACGAGGGCCAUGCUAAGCUGUCUAGCAGCCCCCCUCGUGCGAGCCCUGUACGGACAGGGCCAUCCUACGUGCUCCGGAAAGCCCAGGUCUCAGGCAGCCGGAGGCGGAAGGAGCAACGCUACCGCAGUGUCAUCUCUGACAUCUUCGAUGGCUCCAUCCUCAGCCUUGUGCAGUGUCUCACCUGUGACCGGGUGUCCACCACAGUGGAGACGUUUCAGGACCUGUCGCUGCCCAUUCCUGGCAAGGAGGACCUGGCCAAGCUGCACUCUGCCAUCUACCAGAACGUGCCGGCCAAGCCAGGCACCUGCGGGGACAGCUAUGUGGCCCAGGGCUGGCUGGCCUUCAUCGUGGAGUACAUCCGACGGUUCGUGAUCUCCUGCACCCCCAGCUGGUUUUGGGGGCCUGUGGUCACCCUGGAAGACUGCCUGGCUGCCUUCUUUGCUGCUGAUGAGCUGAAGGGUGACAACAUGUAUAGCUGCGAGCGCUGUAAGAAGCUGCGGAACGGUGUAAAGUACUGCAAGGUCCUGCGGCUGCCUGAGGUCCUGUGUAUCCACUUGAAGCGCUUCCGACACGAGGUGACCUACUCCUUCAAGGUCAGCAGCCACGUGUCCUUCCCCCUUGAGGGUCUCGACCUGCGCCCCUUCCUGGCCAAGGAGUGCACAUCCCAGAUCACCACCUAUGACCUGCUCUCCGUCAUCUGCCACCAUGGCACGGCAGGCAGUGGCCACUACAUCGCCUACUGUCAGAACGUCAUCAACGGGCAGUGGUACGAGUUCGACGACCAGUACGUCACUGAGGUGCACGAGACGGCCGUGCAGCACGCCGAGGCCUACGUGCUCUUCUACAGGAAGAGCAGCGAGGAGGCCGUGCGUGAGCGGCAGCAGGUGGUGUCGCUGGCCGCAGUGCGGGAGCCCGGCCUGCUGCGCUUCUACGUGUCCCGGGAGUGGCUGAACAAGUUCAACACGUUCGCUGAGCCGGGGCCCAUCAGCAACCAGUCCUUCCUCUGCGCGCAUGGAGGCAUCCCUCCCAACAAGUACCACUACAUCGACGACCUGGUGGUCAUCCUGCCGCAGACUGUCUGGGAGCACCUGUACAACAGGUUCGGGGGCGGCCCCGCCGUGAACCACCUGUACGUGUGCUCCGUGUGCCAGGUGGAGAUCGAGGCGCUGGCCAAGCGCAGGAAGGUGGAGAUCGACACCUUCAUCAAGCUGAACAAGGCCUUCCAGGCUGAGGAGUCGCCCGGCGUCAUCUACUGCAUCAGCAUGCAGUGGUUCCGCGAGUGGGAGGCCUUCGUCAAGGGCAAGGAUAAUGAGCCCCCGGGGCCUAUCGACAACAGCCGGAUCGCGCAGGUCAAGGGCAGCCACGUGCAGCUGAAGCCUGGGGCCGACUAUGGCCAGAUCUCCGAGGAGACCUGGGCUUACCUGAGCCGCCUGUAUGGCGGCGGCCCCGAGAUUGCCAUCCGCCAGAGUGUGCUGCAGCCCCCAGAUCCCGAGAGCCUGCAUGGCGAGCAGAAGAUUGAGGCUGAGACGCGCACCCUGUGACCCCGGCUCCUCCUUGGGGCGCUCAGAGCCCCUGCUGCCCUCUGAGAUGGCCUAGGCCAGGCAGAGGGGUGGUGGCGAGUGUUGACAGCCACCUGGGGAAUACAUUCACGCCCCGCUUGAGGCGGUGGCCAGGGCUCGGGGUGCCCAUCCAGGUCUUUGUCCUGCAGUGCCCAUGGUGGUCACUGUCAUGUUCCUGGCAGCGUCAUCUGCCCCACACCUGCCAGCUCAGGCCUGGUUCUGGCUCCUGGCAUCUCCUGCCACCCCUGAGAGCGCAGAGCCCCAGGGACUCCCCAUCUGCCUCGCCCACCUUGCGGUGUCACCAGUGCUCCUGGCAUCCCUUGUCCCACUGGCUGCAGACUGGAUCCAUGAGUUGGACAGUAGGGGCAGCAGCUGUGUCCUUCCAGGCCAGAAGUGGCGCCACCCAGCGCCACCCCAGGGACCUUGUCACCUGCUGCUAGUGCAGUGUGUCGUGGGUGUUGCUUCUCCUGUCCUGGAGGCAGGACUACCUGGCCACCCACCGUGCACACAAAGGUCCCCAGAAGCGUGUUCUGGAUGCUGGUGCCACCAGGAGCACAGGGACCCGUGAGCCCAGUUUCUGGGGACAGCGGUUCAGAGCUGGGGUGCCAGGACCAAGCCCCAAACCAGUGGGUGCCCGUGGGGACCUGGGAGCAGCGGCCCCUGGGGCUGGUGACAUCCCCGUUGCUGCCAUCACUUGUGUGUCACCCUGCUGCGAAGCUCUGGACCUCGCCAGCCAUGUGAGCUGCAGCUACGGUGCAGCCUGGUGACGUGUGCAGUGUCACAAUAAACAGAUGUGUCCCCACCA
Octodon degus (degu) is the source of this 3802-nucleotide messenger RNA. It is a transcript of the gene Usp20, whose product is annotated as ubiquitin specific peptidase 20. Gene Ontology annotation, molecular function: cysteine-type deubiquitinase activity; zinc ion binding. The coding region runs from base 274 to 2979 and encodes 901 amino acids. The transcript has 25 exons. The record is from RefSeq and is a predicted model, not a curated record. NCBI's taxonomy places the organism in Eukaryota, Metazoa, Chordata, Mammalia, Rodentia, Octodontidae. Gene Ontology annotation, biological process: protein deubiquitination.